Messenger RNA from Cicer arietinum (chickpea), 943 nucleotides. RefSeq names its product N-terminal acetyltransferase B complex catalytic subunit NAA20. NCBI's taxonomy places the organism in Eukaryota, Viridiplantae, Streptophyta, Magnoliopsida, Fabales, Fabaceae. Gene Ontology annotation, cellular component: NatB complex. Gene Ontology annotation, molecular function: protein-N-terminal amino-acid acetyltransferase activity. Gene Ontology annotation, biological process: N-terminal peptidyl-methionine acetylation. The record is from RefSeq and is a predicted model, not a curated record.
UACAUUACAACACUUUAUUAAAUUAUUUAAUUAUAAAAAAUAAAAGAUGAGUUCAAAAACUCUGAUGUCUUGAGAACUCAAAAGGAACCCUAAUUUGUUUGUUCUUCUCUUCAUUAAUCAAUUCUAGUAUUUCUUCUUCUUCGUUCAUCUUUCUCCAAAUACUUAUUAUUUUUCUCCAAAUAUUGAAGAUGACGACAAUACGUAGGUUUUGCUGCAACGACCUUCUUCGUUUUUCAUCGGUGAAUCUCGACCAUCUCACUGAAACCUUUAACAUGUCCUUCUACAUGACCUAUCUCGCACGAUGGCCUGACUAUUUCCAUGUCGCCCAAGGCCCCGGAAAUCAAAUCAUGGGUUACAUUAUGGGUAAAGUAGAGGGACAAGGAGAAUCUUGGCAUGGCCAUGUAACAGCAGUAACUGUUGCUCCGGAGUAUCGCAGGCAACAGUUAGCCAAGAAACUGAUGAAUCUUCUUGAAAACGUCAGCGACAAUAUUGACAAAGCUUACUUUGUUGAUCUAUUUGUGAGAGCAUCAAAUGCACCGGCCAUCAAGAUGUAUGAAAAGCUUGGCUAUGUGAUUUAUCGACGAGUUCUACGUUAUUAUUCUGGGGAAGAAGAUGGACUGGAUAUGAGGAAGGCAUUAUCUCGUGAUGUUGAAAAGAAGUCCAUCAUCCCUCUUAAACGGCCAAUCACUCCUGAUGAAUUAGAGUAUGACUAAAUUUUUUCUUUUUAUGCAACUGUGUUGCAUGAGCUUAUUUUGUAUCUUAAGGCAAAUAUAUUGGUUAGGUAUUCUGUGUCCUAUGUAAGUUUAUAUUUGUUCUACUAUUAAAAAAACCCAUGUGAAGAAUUUUCUAGUACUACUUCAAUACUUAACUAUGUUUAGAAGAAAACCUUGUGGUUAUUUGGCUGGCUGUCAUCUAUAAAAAUUUCACUUAAUUAUUCCGCUCA